AUGUUGCCCUCAGGUUUAAUUAACCCAAACUGUAACAAUCUGGUUGGUUCGGGCGUGGUUAUCCAUGUGCCCUCUUUCUUCACUGAGUUGGAAAACAUCGAGAAGAAGGGCUUGGAUUGCAGAGACCGUCUAUUUGUUUCUGAUCGUGCCCACCUUGUUUUUGAUUUCCACCAAAUUGCUGAUGGUUUGAAAGAGAAGGAGCUCAGCACUUCAAAUAAGGCUAUUGGUACCACUGGUAAGGGUAUUGGCCCUACCUAUUCUACUAAGGCCAGUAGAAGUGGUAUUAGAGUGCACCACUUGGUGUCUCAAGAGCCAGGUGCGUGGGAGGAGUUCGUCACUAGAUAUAAGAGAUUGGUUGACUCGCGUCAAAAGAGAUAUGGUGAAUUCGAGUUUGAUGUCGAAGCUGAUUUGGCUAAAUAUAAGAAGUAUGCUGAUGAAUUACGUCCUUUUGUUGUUGAUGCUAUUCCCUUCUUGAACGAUGCUUUGGCUGCUAAGAAACGUAUUUUGAUCGAGGGUGCUAACGCUCUUAUGCUUGACUUGGACUUUGGUACCUAUCCUUAUGUUACUUCCAGUAACACUUCCAUUGGAGGUGUUUGUACUGGCCUAGGAAUCCCACCUCAAAAGCUCCGUAAUAUCUAUGGAGUCGUUAAGGCCUAUACUACGCGAGUUGGUGCCGGACCUUUCCCUACUGAACAACUUAACGAGAUCGGCGAGCACUUACAGACUGUUGGUGCCGAGUUUGGUGUUACCACCGGUCGUAAGCGUCGUUGUGGUUGGCUCGACCUUGUGGUGUUGAAGUUUUCUACCCUGAUUAAUGGUUACACCUCGCUUAACAUCACGAAGUUGGACGUUUUGGACCAACUUCCUGAGCUCAAAGUUGCUGUUGGUUACAAACACAAUGGCAAGGAACUUGCUAGCUUUCCCGCUGAUCUCAGUUUAUUAGAAAAGGUCGAAGUCAUUUAUGAGACUCUUCCUGGUUGGAAGUCCGAUACUUCCAAGUGCCGCACCUUCUCCGAUCUCCCUGAGAACGCUAAGAAGUAUGUCGAAUACAUUGAAAAAUUCCUCAACGUCCCUGUUGAGUGGAUUGGUGUCGGUCCAGGUAGAGAGUCCAUGCUUACUAGAAAUUAA
This is a messenger RNA of Sugiyamaella lignohabitans, 1128 nucleotides long. It is a transcript of the gene ADE12, whose product is annotated as adenylosuccinate synthase. The coding region runs from base 1 to 1128 and encodes 375 amino acids. Gene Ontology annotation, biological process: IMP metabolic process; 'de novo' AMP biosynthetic process. The transcript has a single exon. NCBI's taxonomy places the organism in Eukaryota, Fungi, Ascomycota, Dipodascomycetes, Dipodascales, Trichomonascaceae. The record is from RefSeq and is a predicted model, not a curated record. Gene Ontology annotation, molecular function: nucleotide binding; adenylosuccinate synthase activity. Gene Ontology annotation, cellular component: cytoplasm.